Messenger RNA from Magallana angulata, 652 nucleotides. Its product is annotated as von Willebrand factor C domain-containing protein 2-like. The record is from RefSeq and is a predicted model, not a curated record. Gene Ontology annotation, molecular function: protein binding. The coding region runs from base 266 to 637 and encodes 123 amino acids. NCBI's taxonomy places the organism in Eukaryota, Metazoa, Mollusca, Bivalvia, Ostreida, Ostreidae. Gene Ontology annotation, cellular component: AMPA glutamate receptor complex. Gene Ontology annotation, biological process: negative regulation of BMP signaling pathway. The transcript is spliced from 2 exons.
GGGGCUAGGGAUCAUGAAUAAGUCCUUCCCUUUCAAAUCAUAACCAUCGAAUUCAAGUUCAGUUGGUUCAGUCGUUAAUAGAAUAUUCCGAAAACCGUCAAACGGAUAUAGACGAAACGGAUAUCAACAGGUUACUUGAGUAAUCUCUAAUCGUUGAAUUGUUUUUGUAGUCUCUACUAGAACAAGAACUCCUUGCACUAUAGAUAAAUAUUUACGAUAAGCUCCUACCAAUAACUGAGAACUCUAUGUUUAAUAAUUUACAAACAUGUACCGCAAGGUAUUACUUUCAUUGUUUGCUGUUGCAUGUGCAUUACCAACAGAUCUAGUACCAACCCCUCAGUGUUUAUAUAACGGACACAUCUACCCAUCUGGCGCCUUCCAGCCCUCCGUGUGCGUGCACUGUCAGUGCUCCAGUACGGGACUGGUGACCUGUGCUCCGCAGUUCUGUCCCCCUCCUAUUUGUGUGGACGCUGUCAAGGAUCCGUCAAAGUGCUGUCCUGUUUGCCCAAAUGGCAGAAAUUGCAGGAUUUCUGGCGAUGGAACAGUUGUCAAGUUUGGGGAAAACUAUUUUGACGGCUCACAGGAAUGUCAUUGUCCAUCUCAUGGUUCAUUUGAGGCAGAAUGUAUAUAUGUAUAAAUAGAGCGAAAUAAU